AUGGAUGACGAACCGACGAGCAUAACACGGCAGCAACCAGAACUGCUUGCUUAUGCUCAAGUUCCUUUCGAGGGCACACGGAAUGGCAGGACCCAGGACCCAAACAACUACUUCAAGGCUGCUGAGUGGUCGCCUGACGGUACGUGCAUUAUCGCAAACUGUGCUGACAACCACAUUAGAAACUUUGUGGUUCCUCCAGAUCUGCUUGAGCAACGUGAUGAGACUUUGAAACUCGAAGUGUACUGCUCAAUUCCAUCCUUCGAGUCUGUCAAUACUUUCGCUUGCUAUCCUGGCUUCAACUUACAGGACCCUAGCACUACACUUGUGCUUUCAGCAGCCAGUGAACAUCCUCUUCGUCUGAAUUCUAUGAUGACCGGCCAGCUUGUAGCAUCUUACCCUCUUGUUAGUGCCACUACUGAGGCUUACUUGAAACCACAUUCGCUGCUCUUCACUGCAGAUGGCAACCAACUGAUUGCUGGUUCAGAGAACUUGAUAUCUAGGUUCGAUAUCUCUCGGCCAGGAGAAGGACCUAUAUCAUCAAUGAAAACUGGGCCGAAGAAUGCAAGAAGUUCAUGGUCCAACCCUGGCACGUCACUUCGUGGGUUUGUGUCUGCCCUUCAUAUAGAUCCUCAAUACAACGUCCUUGCAGCAGGGACUUUGACACGUCAAGUUGGCCUCUACGAUGCAGCUGGGGAAGGAGAAUGUGUAGGGGUGUUUGGACUGUCUGGUACUGAAGCUAAUGAUCUUGUUUCUGGAAACGGCGUCACGCAAGUGAGGUGGAGUCGAUGCGGGAGAUAUCUCUACGUCGCCGAAAGGCACAGCGAUGGUGCUCUCGUAUACGACAUUCGGAAGACUGGUCAGUUACUGUCAUGGCUAAUUCAGAGAAAAGCUAGAACAAACCAACGCAUGCACAUUGAGUUGAGUUGCCGCAACGAAGACAACGAGAGUGUUUGGGCGGGUGGUACAGAUGGCAAGAUGCGAUGUUGGGCAGCACCCCAUCUACGAGAGGGCGAAGUUGCGCCGGAUCAGGAGAUGCAAGUUCAUGAAGAUUCUGCCAAUAGUACUAGCAUGCACAGAUCAGCAUAUGUUCUUGCUACAGCUGCUGGUGAGCGUGACUUCGACGAUCUUGGCAACGCAGUGCAUACACCAAACAAGAAGCUAUCCGUGCAAAGGAACCUGCUCAAACUGUGGCAGCUAUCAUUUACAGCCAGAAGCGCUUACGGCUGA
Messenger RNA from Lithohypha guttulata, 1227 nucleotides. RefSeq lists its product as uncharacterized. NCBI's taxonomy places the organism in Eukaryota, Fungi, Ascomycota, Eurotiomycetes, Chaetothyriales, Trichomeriaceae. Gene Ontology annotation, molecular function: protein binding. The transcript is spliced from 2 exons. The coding region runs from base 1 to 1227 and encodes 408 amino acids. The record is from RefSeq and is a predicted model, not a curated record.